AUGCCGCCUAUUGGCCUGAACGUCACCGCCGUCGAUGGCCUCGACGCUGCGCAUGACGCACCCUGCUGCUUCCGCCACACCAUUAGUGCUGCUGUUCAUCGCUGUCCUCGCGAGACCGUUACUCCACCAACACGCCGCGGGUCGAGCUGCAGUGGUGUGCGCAACAACGCAGGUGUGGGCGAGCAGGAGAGUCCGUCGUUCUUAAAAGUCAAAAACUCGGAGGUGCUCGCCGCCCUGUUUGUUGGCGCCGCCGUCUCCAUGCCGUUGGACCAGCCCCCGCCCCGUCGGCGCGCCCCAACCUUCCACGCGCAUCCGGACGCCGACGCGAGGCAGCUCCUCGGCGCGCUCCUGCCGCGGCGCGCGGCCACCGCCCGCCACGUCCAGCAGGCGCACGCCCGCCUCGCCGUCCUCGGCCUCGCCACCGCGCGCGUCCUCCCGCACCUCCUCGCCGCCCUCCCCCGCCUCCCGCCGCUCCACGACGACGCCUCCUCCUCCUACCCGCUCUCCCUCUUCCGCCGCUCCAACUCCUCCUCCGCCUUCGCGUCCAACCACCUCCUCCGCGUGCUCCCGCACCCGCUCCCGCUCCGCCUCUUCCCCGGCCUCCCGCGACGCAACCCCCACUCCUUCACCUUCCUCCUCUCCUCCAUCUCCAGCCACCUCGACGCCGACCGCUACGGCGGCCCGGCCUCCUCCUCUCUGGGCUCCCACGUGCACGCGCUGGCCGUGAAGGCGGGCGCGGCCGGCGAUCUCUACGUGCGGAACGCGCUUACGCACUUCUACAGCGUCUGCGGCGACGUGGGAGCGAUGCGGCGGGUGUUCGACGAGCUGCCGCGCGUGCGGGACGUCGUGACCUGGAACGCGAUCCUUGCCGGGUACGUCCGAGCGGGCAUGGCGAGGGUUGCAUGCGAGGUGUUUGAUGAAAUGCCGGUCAGGGAUGAGGUUUCCUGGAGCACCGUGGUGGGCGGGUAUGUGAAGGAAGGAGAGCUGGAUGUGGCGCUAGCGUUGUUUAGGGAUAUGGUGGAGAAGGGGGUGAGAGUGAAUGAGGCUGCGGUGGUGACAGCAUUGUCAGCGGCUGCACAGCUGGGUUUGCUUGAGCACGGGAGGUUUGUGCACCAGGUUGUCCAUCAAGAAGGGAUGCCGAUCAGUGUAAAUGUAGGGGCUGCCAUGGUGGAUAUGUAUGCCAAGUGCGGGUGUGUGACAGUGGCAAGGGAAGUUUUUGAUGGGAUGCCGAGGAGGGAUGUUUUUGCAUGGAACGCCAUGAUCUGUGGACUUGCUUCUCAUGGGUUGGGACAGGAUGCAGUGGAACUCUUUGAACGGUUUCUUGGCGAGGGUUUGUGUCCAACGAACAUUACGUUUGUUGGCGUGCUAAAUGCCUGCAGCCGCUUUGGCCUUGUUGCUGAGGGGCGGCGGUAUUUUGAAUCAAUGGCUGAAAAAUAUAGCGUUGAGCCAGAAAUGGAGCAUUACGGCUGCAUGGUUGAUCUUCUAGGUCGGGCCGGUCUUGUUCCAGAAGCCAUUGAAUUGAUCGAAGGGAUGCCUAUUGCACCUGAUCCAGUUCUCUGGGGCACUGUACUCUCGGCUUGCAAGAAACAUGGCCUGGUGGACCUGGGGGUCAAGGUUGGUAACAAGCUAAUUGAACUGGAGCCAGCUCAUGAUGGCCACUAUGUCCUCCUUGCAAGUAUAUAUGCCAAGGCAAAGAAAUGGGAUGAAGUCAGGGAAGUCAGGAAGCUGAUGUCUAGUCGGGGUACCAGCAAGUCAGCUGGCUGGAGCUUGAUGGAAGCACAGGGAAACGUGCAUAAGUUUCUUGUAGGAGACAUGGAUCACAAGGAUUCCAUUCAGAUAUAUAACAUGCUUGACAUGAUUAACAGAAGGUUGGCAGAUGCAGGGUAUGUACCAGACGUGUCAUCUGUAUUGCAUGACAUUGGAGAUGAAGAGAAAGCGCAUGCAAUCAAGGUGCACAGCGAGCGUCUGGCAAUUGCUUAUGGGUUCAUAGUUACGGAAGUUGGCAACCCGAUCCGUAUUGUUAAGAACCUUCAGGUGUGUGGGGAUUGUCAUGAAUUCAGUAAGAUGGUGACAAAGGUUUUCAAUAGGGAGAUUAUUGUGAGAGAUGGUAGUAGAUUCCAUCAUAUGAAAGAAGGGAAGUGUUCUUGCCUUGACUAUUGGUAGUUAAUCAGCUGAUGUUUUUGUUGUUGUUGUUGAAUUCAACCAUUUUGCUGGAGUCUAAGAGUUGGUGGCUGACAGGAAUUUUCUAGUUUGCAGCAGAUCCCAGUUCAUUUGAUAUCGUUAGCCUCUUGCUGCUUAAGUUUCCAGCUGGGGUUUUUAACCCAAAACUAUGGGGGAGGCCCGACAGUAAAUUCUAUACAGGAGUUUGCGCAAUUGAGUCAAACCAGAUGCAAACAGGAUCAGCAAUAUCAGAUUUCAUUCUAAAGGAGAUGAGGUAAAGCUCCCUAAAUAAAAGACCAGGAUUCUAAGCUAGAGGAGAUGUCGAAGAUUUUUACAUUCCUUUGUUUCUAAUUGCACUAGGGAACAAUGAUGUAAGCUUCCAUGAAGAAGGGAUUGUGGAAGUUUAAUUUGGCAUAGGCAGAGGCAAUCGUGUUGUCGAAGUUCUAAGAUGAUGCUGGGGCAAAUUGAUAUGAUUCUAUAAGGACAGUGCCAGAAGAGAUGAUCAGUGGUCCCUACAGAUUCAGUAGAGUAUAGAACACAGUUGUCUCUGCCUCCAAUGUCCUUAUUUUUUCCGUUAAAGCAUGUCUCUGGUAUUGAGUCUGUCCAUGAAAAGCAGCCUGGCAAAAGCUUUGGUCUUUGAAGUACAUUUGGAGGACCAGAUACACUUAGACGGAUCAGGUGGCUGAGUAUCAGAAAAUUCACGCCCGUAAACCUCGGAGAAAGAAUAGAGUCCACCACCGCCCCAGGGCUAGAACCAGGCGGCGCCAGCAUUACUGUUGAGGUGUGCAUCCUGGAGGAUGGAACUGAGGAGCUGCAGCUUGUCAAAAGCUUGAGGAGAGAGGGGCAGGUGGUAAAGAUCCAAGAUGUCGGAGUGAGCCAGGGCCUGGGGCUCAGAGAUCUGGUUGUUGAUGAAAAAGGGGUGAAGCUUGGGGAGGCAAAGGUGAAGCUUUGGCUCAGAGCCGGGCCAGCGAUCACUCAAAAAAACCAAUGGUGCUGCCCCUUCCGGCAGAGCAAGAGGGCACAUGGAGGAAUUUGCUGUGAAGAUUGAACACGCCUCGCUAGCAGGAGCCUGUAGGGGACGAGGCGCAUGAGGGAUCAAGUCGUUGUAGUAGUUCCAAACCAGCCUGGCCUAGGAGAUAUCAUGAUUGUUGUAGAAUUUAUGAAGGUAUUCCAUGAGGAGUGCAUCAUUUUGAACUGUGAGGUUGGUGAUGCCAAGUCCAACAUCCUUCUUUGGCUUGCAAACUUUCUCCAAAGCAACAAGAGCCUUGGCUCUGUUGGAGAGAUCAAAUUUGCCCCACAAGCAAACACACCGAACUCUGUCAAUGUUGUUUCAGAACAAUGAUCUCUCUUCUGAACUGAUGGCAUUGAUGGAAGAAUUCAAAGCUCUGAGCAUUAGCAGUGCAGUAAUGGACAGUUGUUUUCAGUGGGUAAGAGAUAUGUUUUCAUCUUUCUACACACUACAAUUAAGUUUAUCCUGAUAGCAAAACCAUAAUUCCUGAAGAAGUAUUCACAUUCACCCCUUUUUUUGUCGUUCUCUCAUGCGGCUUCCGUCCUACUGAUGGAUAUCCCUUGUGAUGAUACCUUAACGAUCUCUUAAGCAGCGAGUACCUUUAGCUCAAGGUUUCAAAAAAGGCUAAAUGUGUUGUCUUCAUCUCUUCACGUCAUGGAUCCAUCAGCUUGCAAUGCCUUUGUUCAGUUGAUUGGACAUGGAAGUACACUUUUACUCGUGAUGUUAGGCAUGUUUUACACACAUGAAAUUCAUCGAGUGGGUGAUAGAUCUCCCGGAUGAUCCACUCAUGUGUUGAGAAAGCUAAAGCAACAAAGGGUGGGUAAAUCAAAUUUGCAGCAUGCUAAUGAUGAUGCACACACAAAAAAUUGUCGGCAGACGGCACUGCAGAAAGCAAUCUUCAAAGUACCAGAAGACAAAGAUGCUAACCUGGAAGUACAUUGGAGUCAUAAAAUGCCUGAAGGAGGAUAUUUCCUCUGUCAGAGCAACAUAGUUUGGGAAAGCAAUCAAGUGAUUCUUCUCACACAUGCCCUUGCUGUUUAAGAUGGUGAGGCAAUCACAGCGAUCGAAUUCUGGGGAAAAGCCAAGAUCAUUGGCAAAAGUCAAGUGAUUGCAUCAUCAUAACCUCAAGGCCAGGAUAAUUGGGGGUCACAGUGCCAUAUGCAUAAUAUUGUCACCGGAACAAGAUCUGGCGUCGACGUACAUUACUUUGCCGAUGUGGAACUGUGGAGAAUUGGCCUGGUAUUUCUGUUUGUCGGGGAGUAAGUUUAUGCUGGUUUGCAAGACACAUUCAACACAACCUGGUAGACGGUGCAGGACCUACCGUCUCCAUAAUUUACAUGGAAAAUGAUGUCUGCAGUAAUAAUCUGAGUUCUAGUCAUCCAUGUUUCUUGGGUGUAAGUGUAACCCAGCCCAUAUAAUGAGAAACCUUUUAUUUUUCACUUGUAUGGUCAAUGUAUGGAAGUCACACAACCAGCUACUGUCGCCAGGCAUGUCGGCGAAAGCCCAGAUUUGUUGCAAGGACUUGCACUGUUUAACUACUUGGUCAUAAGCGAUGCACAUAACUGGUCGUGCUGAAGAUGAUAAUGUGGUUGAUGUAACUGGUGGUGCUGAAGAUGAUAAUGCGGUUGAUGUAACUGGUCGUGCUGAAGAUGAUAAUGUGGUUGAUGUUGAUUACCUAGGAAAAGUCUUAUUGCA
Molecule: messenger RNA, 4864 nt
Organism: Hordeum vulgare subsp. vulgare (domesticated barley)
Lineage: Eukaryota; Viridiplantae; Streptophyta; Magnoliopsida; Poales; Poaceae
Product: pentatricopeptide repeat-containing protein At3g62890-like
Exons: 5
Coding region: 1-2163 (720 amino acids)
Biological process (GO): RNA modification
Molecular function (GO): protein binding; RNA binding; zinc ion binding
Source: RefSeq, a predicted model, not a curated record